Pseudopodoces humilis (Tibetan ground-tit) is the source of this 1334-nucleotide messenger RNA. RefSeq names its product RNA binding motif protein X-linked 2 (gene RBMX2). Lineage: Eukaryota; Metazoa; Chordata; Aves; Passeriformes; Paridae. Gene Ontology annotation, biological process: mRNA splicing, via spliceosome. Gene Ontology annotation, cellular component: precatalytic spliceosome; catalytic step 2 spliceosome; U2 snRNP. The record is from RefSeq and is a predicted model, not a curated record. Gene Ontology annotation, molecular function: RNA binding.
CGCAGUGCGCGCCGCCGCCGCCAUGAACCCCCUGACGAAGGUGAAGCUGAUCAAUGAGCUGAACGCGCGGGAGGCGGAGCUGGGCGUGCAGGAGGCGGUGUCGUGGCACGCGGAGUACAAGGACAGCGCUUGGAUCUUUGUGGGCGGGCUGCACUACGAGCUGACGGAGGGCGAUGUCAUCUGCGUGUUCUCGCAGUACGGAGAGAUCGUCAACAUCAACCUCGUGCGGGACAAGAAGACCGGCAAGUCCAAGGGCUUCUGCUUCCUGUGCUAUGAGGACCAGAGAAGCACCAUCCUGGCUGUGGAUAACUUCAAUGGGAUCAAGAUCAAGGGCCGGACCAUCCGCGUGGACCAUGUGGCCAACUACCGGCCCCCCAAGGAGUCCGAGGACUGGGAUGAGGUGACCAGAGCCCUCCAUGCCAAGGGCUGCGGCGUCAAAACGCCACCUCACACCUCGUCCGACUCCCCGUCUGAGGAUGAAGAUGUGCCCGUGAAAAAGCAGAAAGAGAAGCAGCGGAGCAGAGCAGAGCGGUCAAAGUCGAGCCCACAAGCUGGGAAGCGGGUGAGCACGGAGGAGCCCCAUCCCAGGAUCAGGAUCAAGAAGGAGAAGGAGGACCCCGGGUACGAGCGCUACGCUGGCGGGAGCGGCGACAGGAACGCCGGCAGCAGGACGCAGCGGGAGGAGGAGCAACGGCGGCACCAGCGGCACUCGGACAGGAGAGGGGACAAGAACUGCCACCAGCAGAGGGGCCACAGCGGCUCCUGGGAGGAGCGGGAGAAGAAGGACGAGGCUGGCAGGAGGGGAGAUGGGCGCAGCGGUCGGCAAGACGCAUCCCCCAGGGGCAGCAAGUCCCGGGAGCCGCACUCCAGGCACAGGGAGCGGGGCUCUGGCAGAGACUCCGGCCGCUGCUGAGCCCUUUGGGGUGAGGGAGGCCCUGGGCCUGCCCAAACCCGCUCCGAGCUCCUGGGAUGCCACGGCUGGACCUUUCACCUGGGAGCUUCCCCUUGCCUCUCAUCCCGCCCUGGGCCAGGGCUCUCCACGCUGCCCGUGCUGCUGGCUGGGACAGGGGUUUGUCCUUCGACCAGGGAGGGUGUCAGGUGGAGAAGGCUGGGAGCAGCAGGAUGCGCCCCUUCCCUAAAUCCCUGGGGCGGUGUCUUCCUCUUGCCCUGGGGGCAGAGGCUGCUGGGUGUCUUGUCUGGCCUCCUGGGACAGGUUUGGGCCCUGUGCCCACCCAGCAUCUUCUGGAUUCCAUGAUGUAUCCACUGGGCUGCACCGUUGUGUCGGGGUGAUUUAUCAUGGAUUUGUUUAAAGGUUUCUUAAUAAAAGUUCCUGU